Messenger RNA from Striga hermonthica, 1839 nucleotides. NCBI's taxonomy places the organism in Eukaryota, Viridiplantae, Streptophyta, Magnoliopsida, Lamiales, Orobanchaceae. The record is from the annotation of a GenBank genome assembly.
AUGACGCUUACCCUUGCAUUAAUCUCCAAAAUCGACUUAAAAGACGCAACCCUCACCGACACUUUAGAUCACUUCAAUUUCGCCUCAUUCCCUUAUCUCAAAAUUUUCGACCUCAGUGGCAACAAUUUCAACGGCUCGAUUUUGGCCCGUAUUGGCAGCCUCGCCAGGCUCACUCGAUUGGACUUGGGCAGUAACAGUUUCGGAAACUCUAUCCCCAAAGAGAUUUUCAGUUUGACUAAUCUCAAUCAAAUGAGCCUCUACAACAACAACCUCAACGGAGUGAUCCCUUCCCAAAUCGGCAAUCUUCGGAAGUUGGAGUUUCUGAAUCUUGCCUCCAAUUACCUGGAGGUACCCGAUUCAUCGAAAAUCCAAAGCAUGCCCGUGUUGCGCCAUCUUGAUCUUAACCUUAACGAGCUCACGUCCGAAUUUCCAUCUUUCAUUUUGAAAUGUCCCAACCUCACUUAUCUCGAUUUGUCAAGCAACAGCUUGUCCGGUCGUAUUCCUGAAUCUUUGUUCAGUAAUUUGGUUAAGCUUCAAUAUCUUAACCUCAGCAUGAAUUCCUUUGAAGGCCAAUUGUCCAAGUAUAUCUUCAAGCUAUCAAAUUUAAUCGACCUCCGAUUGGCAGAUAACCUCUUCUCAGGCGAAGUACCUUAUUCCUCUAGCUUACCACGUAAUCUUGAAAUUCUUGAGUUGCAGAACAAUUCCUUUGCAGGAAAAAUACCAUCCUCUGUAGGGCAACUCACGAAUCUAAAGCGGCUCGACCUUAGCAUGAACAUGUUGAAUUCGACAAUACCUGUCGAGCUCGGUCAAUGCACUAAGUUGACUUAUUUAGCUCUGGCCAAGAAUUCCCUUUCUGGGCCUUUGCCUCUGUCAUUAUCCAACUUUGCCUCUCUUCAGAAUAACAAUUUAAGCGGCAGAAUUCCAUCGGAGAUAGGAAAACUGACAGACCUCAACCUCCUCUACAUCUACAACAACAAUUUGUCGGAUGAAAUCCCACCAGAGAUAGGGACUUUAAAGAAAAUCUUGCAGCUAGACCUUUCGUCCAAUCGCCUCUCUGGAAAAAGACCCUCGACCAUCGGAAACCUCAAGAAUCUCACACACAUUAGCCUUUUCUCCAACGAACUCGCCGGAAAUAUUUUGCCUGAAAUCGGGAAUUUGAAUUCCCUCGAAGUUCUUGAUCUCAGCCAAAACCGGUUGAGCGGGUCCUUACCAAACUCCAUCUCCAACCUUUCUAAGCUUACUUACUUAUCCGUUUUGAACAACAAUCUCUCAGGACCCAUCCCUCAAGACCUGGGAAAGAAGAGUUCCCAACUGGCUGGCAUAAGCUUGUCAAACAAUAGCUUUUCAGGCCUUCUGCCGCCAAACUUAUGCUACGGCCUAGCCUUGGAAACCUUCACUGUCAACAUGAAUGGAUUUUCGGGCCCCUUGCCGCACUGUAUCAGGAGUUGCCGAGGCCUGAAGAGGGUGCGUCUCGAAAUGAAUCAGUUAUCUGGUGACAUUUCAGAUGCAUUUGGCAUUCAUCCGCAACUCGAGUUCUUAAGCCUGAGUUGGAAUCGGUUCACCGGCCAGAUUACGCCCAAAUGGAGAAAGAGUGAGAGCAUCACGGAUAUUCAGAUGGGUCACAACAACAUAUCAGGCCCUAUUCUAGCUGAGUUAGGUAGUCUCGAAAAACUCCGCGUUCUAGACUUGAGCUCAAACAAAUUGACGGGCAACAUUCAGGUUGAACUUGGAAAGCUAAACCGAUUGCUUAGUCUCAAUCUCAGUGGCAAUCUUUUGAAAGGACAAAUUCCAAGGGAGAUGGGGCAGUUGAGAAUGGUUGAGUACAUUGAUCUGUCGUGA